Messenger RNA from Patiria miniata (bat star), 3288 nucleotides. Its product is annotated as laccase-2-like. NCBI's taxonomy places the organism in Eukaryota, Metazoa, Echinodermata, Asteroidea, Valvatida, Asterinidae. Gene Ontology annotation, molecular function: copper ion binding; oxidoreductase activity. The record is from RefSeq and is a predicted model, not a curated record. Bases 1032 to 3047 code for a protein of 671 amino acids. Gene Ontology annotation, cellular component: plasma membrane. The transcript is spliced from 7 exons. Gene Ontology annotation, biological process: iron ion transport.
UUCGCAUUAUCUAAAGAUUGCUCGUUACGAAACUAUUAAAAUCGUGAUAAUAUAUAACGAGAGUUACAAAUUGUUAUGUAACACCUCACGUGCCUGACACAUAUAAUGACUUGGGUUCACAGAUUAGUGCCAGGCAGAAUAUAUCUUUUAUUGAUGGCCCAAAUCAAAGCAAAUUCCUUGGGCGAUCAUUCCGAUUGCACGUUAGCGUUUCCCACUCGGUCACUGUUUGUGUAACUAUGGUGUUAACUAUGGUGUUUAACUAACAGUGUUUAUUUGGUGUGGCACGGACUCUCAAAUGUAUAUUAAUGAGAUAUCUCGAUCGAGGAAGCGGCUGCUCACCACGACAACUUACAACUGGGCUGUGGUGGAACACUUUCUUUCCGUAUCCAGGAUUCUUUCCACAAGUAAAAGAACAGAUUUUGCGAAUUAAGCCUAUAUAGACAUACUUUCAGUACACUCGUUCCAGACAUUUUGCUUCGCCUGAAAAAAGUGCCACAUCAGCAAUCUACGAAAGUUGUCGCCCCGGAUGUGUGUGCCGGGUCGGAACUCUGAUCAUAGUUUGCAGCCAAACUCAUUGUUGCUUUGUUGUGGGCAACCUAUUCAUUUCAAACCGACGGGAAACUAUAUAGCAAGUUCGGGUCGUGAGUGCCAUAAAGUGACGUGUCACCAAACGAGUUGAUGACGUACGCGAACGCUAUUUGAUUGCAGGGUUACGCCGCAGCAAUUUCCACCACUCUAUUGAUUUGUGUGAUGACUUGGGCCGCACGUCCUGUGGUCAAGUUCACUCAGUGUACAACUUGCUGUGUGGACUUUUUUCGACGGCAAUGACACCAGUUUUACCCGAGAACGAGAACACUGUUGCGAUCGGGUAAGGGUUCACAGUUCGUGCAUGAGUCCAUUCGGAGCAAUCAUUAUUUGGUAGCACAUUAUAAUUGUUGCUGCCAACUGUUGAAAUUAAUUAGCUUUUUCCCAAAGACGUAUACGGUGCCAUAGUUGCUAUACCCAAGUUUGUAGGACAGUCCUGUGACUACAUGUAUAUAGCGAUGGUCGAAGUUCGAGUGCAGUUCCAGCUGAGUUGUUUGAUUGGAGUCAUCGGACUGGUACUAGCUGCCACCAGUGCACAUGCACUGUCUCCAUCUGACCUUACCCACGAGUGUCUCCGGCCGUGCGAAUGGCCCGCAAAGCCCCGGACCUGCCGCUACGAGUUCACGCUGGAGUGGUACUACAGCAUGUCCAAGGCGUGCUACGAUUGUCCGCUCAACCGUACGGACUGCGCACGGCCAGACUGCAUCGCGCUGAACGGGGUAGCUAGGUCGGUGGCCGUGGUCAACCGCAUGUUUCCCGGACCGAGUAUCCAGAUCUGUGAACAUGACACCUUGGAAGUGAAAGUCAACAAUCACUUGAAAAGUUACUCGGAAGGGACCACGGUGCACUGGCACGGCCCGCACCAGUUCGGCACACCCUACAUGGACGGCACGGUCAUGACGUCCCAGUGUCCCAUCCCAAUCGGUGCAAGUUUCACAUACAGCUUUCCGGCCGAGACGUACGGUACGCACUGGUGGCACGCCCACGCCGGCAUGCAACGCGCGGAUGGGGUUUUCGGCGCGCUUGUGGUGCGCCAGCCCACGCAACGCGAGCAGCAUGGGUCCCUGUACGACUACGACCUUCCGGAGCACGUGGUGUUACUCCACGACUGGCUGGACCAGGUCACCCUGGUAAAAUUCGCGGCCCACCACCACGACAACGGCAGCAACAAGCCCGAGUCGGUGCUGAUCAACGGGAAGGGCCGGCGAGUGGCCUUUACAGACCCCGUCACAAAUCAAACUUCAUUCACAGAGCGCGAGGUUUUCAAAAUCCAACAAGGGAAGAGGUACCGGUUCCGGACUAUCAGCAACGCCAUCACCAACUGCGCUCUCAAAGUCUCCAUCGACAACCACACUCUAAACAUCAUUGCCAGCGACGGUGCUCCCCUAGAACCCACCGAAACCGACUCUUACAUCAUCUACGGAGGGGAGAGGUUCGACUUUGUUCUGAACGCAGACGCAGCCGUUGGUAAUUACUGGAUGCGGGUGAAGGGACUCGCGGACUGCAAGUUCGUCCAGGAGCUGGCCGUGGUGCGAUACGUUGGGGCGCCUGAUGAGGAUCCCAUCGAGGACGAGGGGAUUGACCGUGGCGGUAUCGUCGUCAAUCCUUGGAACCAGGAGGCGAGCGAGACGGCCAUUGCCAUCAGUCAGCUAAAUGCAACUGAACCUGACGACGGAACAAGCGUGGAGCAGGCGGACGUCAUCCACUACCUUGGCCUAGACUUCAACAAGGUCAACAACUAUCACUUCCACGACCCGGUGUCGUACCCGAUCGAGGACAUCGCCCGCACGCACCACCUGUACUCGCCGCAGAUCAACCAUCUGUCCUUCGCGUUCCCUCCGUCACCGCCCUUGACCCAGCACCGAGACAUCCCCCGGGAACAGUUCUGCACUCCGGACAGCAUGUCGGACAUGGACUGCGUACGGGAGUACUGCGAGUGCAUCUACACCAUCGAGGCAAAGCUUGGGCAGGUCGUGGAGCUGGUGAUGGUGGACGAAGGAGUGAUUUUCGACGCCAGUCACCCCAUGCACAUACACGGCCACUCCUUCCGGGUGGUGGCACUGGAGAAGCUGGGUACGUCCACCAGCGUGCAAGAGGUCAUGGAACUCGACAAAGCAGGUAACAUCACCAGGAAACUCAGCCGAGCUCCCCGGAAGGAUACCGUGAUUGUUCCCGAUGGCGGGUUGACUGCGAUCCGCUUCGUGGCCAACAACCCGGGCUGGUGGCUGUUCCACUGUCACCUGGAAUUCCAUGUGGAGAUCGGCAUGUCUCUGUUACUCCGCGUGGGCACGGAAGAAGACCUGCCUCCCAGACCGAAAGACUUCCCUCGCUGCGGUAGCUGGUACCCGCACGGCCUGGAGGAAGACGAAGCCACCCCAGCACCGUGUGGUGGCGCUGUUCAUUUGACUCUCGCCAAGGCUGUCAUGAUGAUGUGCUUAAUUUCUUAUGUGUUCUUUUUGUAGAUUUUGGUUCUUUCUUUGAAUUUUUGUAAAUAUUUGCAGCCAGGUUGUGAAGAGGUUUCGACUAAGGGAAUACAUGUGUGUUCGGGAGGUAUUAUAACACUCUGUUUAAGACUGGUGGGAGUCUGGAUGGGUGCUAAUUGCCCGAGGCGAACCACCCGUCCAGACUCCCACCAGUCUUAAAAAGAGUGUUUAAUACCGACCGAACACAUAUUUAUUCCCAUUCAUAAAUACCUUUUCGGUC